Messenger RNA from Scheffersomyces coipomensis, 618 nucleotides. It is a transcript of the gene SOD3, whose product is annotated as Sod3p. Gene Ontology annotation, molecular function: metal ion binding; superoxide dismutase activity. Gene Ontology annotation, biological process: superoxide metabolic process. NCBI's taxonomy places the organism in Eukaryota, Fungi, Ascomycota, Pichiomycetes, Serinales, Debaryomycetaceae. The coding region runs from base 1 to 618 and encodes 205 amino acids. The transcript has a single exon. Gene Ontology annotation, cellular component: mitochondrion. The record is from RefSeq and is a predicted model, not a curated record.
AUGCCAAAUAUUGUAAAAAUUAGUUUACCUCAACUUGAUUGGGGUUAUAAUGAAUUAGAACCACAUAUUUCUGGUGCUAUCAAUGAAAUUCAUCACAAAAAGCAUCAUCAAACUUAUGUUAAUGGAUUCAAUGCUGCUUUAGAUGAUUUAGUAAAGGCUAAUGAAGCUGGUGAUGUUAAAGCUGCUAUUCAAAUUCAACAAAACAUCAAAUUCCAUGGUGGUGGUCAUACCAAUCAUGUUUUAUUUUGGAAAAGUUUAUCCCCUGUUAGUCAACAUGGUGGUAAAGUUCCAGCGAAGGAUUCUCCAUUAGGUAAACAGAUUAUUGAACAGUAUGGAAGUAUUGAAAAGUUAAUUGAAAUUACCAAUGCAAAAUUAGCUAGUAUUCAAGGUUCAGGUUGGGCGUUUAUUGUUUACAAUAAACAAAACGGAAAUACUUUAGAUGUUGUUACUACUUACAACCAAGAUACUAUUCUUGAACCAUUGGUUCCUUUAGUGGCAAUUGAUGCUUGGGAACAUGCCUAUUAUUUACAAUAUCAAAAUGUUAAAGUUGACUAUUUCAAGGCUAUUUGGAAUGUGAUUAAUUGGUCUGAAGCUGAAAAGAGAUAUAUUACUAACUAG